AUGGGCAACGAAGGAGAAAGUAAGCAGGUGUUGUUAUCUCGGAUCCGAUUGUUGCAAGGCAUGUCCUCCGAGAAAACGUUUCCUCAUGACAAGUUACCAUCAAGUAACUUCCUUUGUGUUUCUUUAGUAAUUCUUGCUGAGAUCUUAGAGCUGGUUAUGGGGAAAGUGUUGGUACCAGUAGACCUUGGAUACUUGCAAGUUAAGAAGAAGAGGUAA
Molecule: messenger RNA, 216 nt
Organism: Eruca vesicaria subsp. sativa (arugula)
Lineage: Eukaryota; Viridiplantae; Streptophyta; Magnoliopsida; Brassicales; Brassicaceae
Source: the annotation of a GenBank genome assembly